UUGUAGAUGACUAAGGCCGUGUUCGCGCUGGGCUCUGCUGCAGCUAAAUCGUGAUUAUCCGCCUCAGCAAAAAACAAACACGGAUUUUGAGCGCGUAGCAUAAUCCUACUUAGGCCGUGUCGUGUUCACGCGAACGAUUUUGUAUGUUUGGAUAUUUUUCUUCUCUCCAUAGUGACAUUAGCUUUCCGCGUUGACAAGCAAUAUGCUGCUGCUCCUCAUGAUCAUCGCGUUGCUGCGGCUGCAUCACUUGCGGCAGCAGUCGCGCAAAGAUAAGCACGAGCAGGUCAUGAGGCUACUGGGGCUUACAACGGUGACCGGCCAGCGCUUCUUCGAUGCGAUCUUCGAGUCACAGAACAGGUCGCUAUUCAGGGACUACUUUCGCAUGGAUCAGGAAGCGUUUGGCGCCCUCUUUCAGGCCUGCCAGUCACACAUUAGGAGUUCUCUCGGCAGCCAGCGUGAAGUUCUCGCCGUCGCAUUGAAUUGGCUUGAGACUGCGGCAACGUGUCGAUCUCAAGAAGUGCUUUUCGAUCUCGCGUUCUCAAGGUGCACAAGUACCGUAUUCAUGGAGUUUACGCAAUUGUACGACCCCCUCGGCUUCCCCUUCUUCGUCUUCUUUGCCUACCUCAUCGUCAUGGCUCCUGGGUGGCGCCGACACAGCAGCGCUGUCGCUUUCGCUUCCGUGGUCAGUGUUGCCGCUGUUGGGCGUGGCCUUUGGCUUCUUUCCAGGCCGACGACAGGAAGCCUUCGCCAUCUUGGCCACCUUGAUUUGCUGCUUAGAAAGCAUUGAAAGCAAGAGCGACGAUUUUCUGUGCUUCUAAUGCGUGGGGGAACUACUCGAAAUAGCGACACUGUGUCACUCAACGAGCAGAUUACCUGCAGAAAACAGGUCCACAUCUGCUUAACGAAUUGAGCGUCUAAACGCGAUUAUGCUGUUCUUAAAGAGGAUAAUAGGAUUUUGAUUCGGUCGUGUUCGUGGUCGUGAUUAUCGCCCAAAACCAGAUUAUGGCCCUCAAAAUCCGAUUUUGAGGCCAUCGCGAACAAGGUCUUAGGAUCUGCAGAUACUCUAAAAGUAGCUCCGUUGCCUUGACGAUCUAAAAUGUGUUGAGAUC
Molecule: messenger RNA, 1109 nt
Organism: Phytophthora nicotianae INRA-310
Lineage: Eukaryota; Oomycota; Peronosporomycetes; Peronosporales; Peronosporaceae
Exons: 1
Coding region: 203-787 (194 amino acids)
Source: RefSeq, a predicted model, not a curated record